Messenger RNA from Akanthomyces muscarius, 501 nucleotides. RefSeq lists its product as uncharacterized. NCBI's taxonomy places the organism in Eukaryota, Fungi, Ascomycota, Sordariomycetes, Hypocreales, Cordycipitaceae. The coding region runs from base 1 to 501 and encodes 166 amino acids. The record is from RefSeq and is a predicted model, not a curated record. The transcript has 4 exons.
AUGUUCGGCGGUCGCGUCGCGUUGGAUGGUGAGUACGCGCGCGAAGCAUCAGCUGCAGAUCGGGCCCUGGGCGCAAACAUCUUUGCAGCUGCACAAACAUUGCUGGACAACGGUCGCAUCAAACCUCACCCAGUCAGAGUCCUAGCCGACAGCUGGGCCGGUGUCAUCCAGGUGUGUGUUGUUGUCUGGAACAUGGUCUCCCGGCCUGCUCUUUCAAGCCACGGGCGCUACUCCCCGAACGCAAGCGAGGACCGCAUGGUUGUCGAUGGCUGGGCUGGUCGUUCUGUAUUGCAACUCUUGUCCGACCAUGUGGCCAUCAACCCGUACUCUUGGAACGCGGAGCGCGGCGCCAUGUCUAUAGGGAAUUUUCUGAGCGAUAUUCCUGGCACUGGUGGUGAAUAUCAAAAGGAGCAGACACCAGCCAUGUGCGCGCUGGAGUACAUGCUUGGAUUCCGAUUUUACUACGACUGGGCGCACAGACUAUAUUGGCUUGUAUACUAG